CAGUGUCCUGUACGUGGAGGAGUUUGAUUGCUUCACCUACCCUUCUGCUUUGUGCUCUUCCAGAAACUUCUUCUCUCAAAUAUAGGAAGAAGCUUGCGUUCAAACCAUACCUCAAUUGCUGAGACCCCCUUCAUCUCAAUUUGCACGACCAGAUGGAGAAGUCUCUGCACUUGGCAUUUUACAUCACCAUCUGCUCCCUUGCUUUCAUUGCGUCGAAGAUCGUCAUCUCCCUUCUUCUGUACAGACGAUGGAGGAGGAAGCAUAUGGCUUAUGAGGACGGCUUGUCGGGUGGGAAGAUGGUGAUGUUCAGGUCGCCGGCGAUGCAGUCUCUCACAUCGGAAGCGUUCAUGAAGAAGACUCUGAAGUUGAGCAACAAGGAUAUCAUUGGUUCGGGAGGCUACGGGACAGUGUAUAGACUGACGAUAAACAACUCCAUGGCCUUCGCGGUGAAAAGGCUCAACAAGGGGAGUUCGGAGAGAGAGAGGGGAUUUGAGAGAGAGUUGCAGGCCAUGGGAGAUAUAAAGCACCGCAACAUCGUGAAGCUCCAUGGAUACUACACCGCCCCUCGCUACAAUCUUCUCAUAUAUGAGCUCAUGCCUAAUGGAAGUCUUGAUGAAGUUCUCCAUGGAAGAUCAAUGAACAAGAUGACAUUGGAUUGGCCGAUGAGGUAUAAAAUAGCCGUGGGCGCUGCGAGAGGAAUAUCCUAUCUCCAUCACGACUGCAUCCCGCACAUAAUCCACAGGGACAUCAAAUCGAGUAAUAUAUUGCUGGAUCAGAAUAUGAACGCACGAGUUUCUGAUUUCGGACUCGCCACGCUGAUGGAACCAGAUAAGACUCAUGUUUCGACAUUUGUAGCAGGAACUUUUGGAUACCUAGCUCCUGAAUACUUCGAUACGGGGAAAGCAACAGCAAAAGGAGAUGUCUACAGCUUUGGGGUUGUUCUGCUGGAACUUCUGACUGGGAAAAAGCCGACAGACGAAGCGUUUGUGGAGGAGGGCACCAAGCUUGUGACAUGGGUGAAGUCAGUAGUAAAUGAGAAGAGGGAGGAAUACGUGCUGGACAGCGGAUUGGAAGAUUGUCCAGUUGACGAGAUUAACAACGCAUUUUCUAUUGCAUUGAUGUGCCUUGAGCCCGAACCGGCUAAAAGGCCUACCAUGGCUGAAGUUGUCAAGAUGCUCGAGCAAACAAAAUCUGAGAAAUUGUAAAAGAUCUUUAGCCCCUGGUACUGAUGUAUUCUCAGAGAAGCUGUUACCUUUUCUGUUUAGUCCCCAAAGACCAGCUCAAAUGUAACUCCAUUCCUGUCAUUAAACAUG
Rhodamnia argentea is the source of this 1313-nucleotide messenger RNA. RefSeq names its product receptor-like serine/threonine-protein kinase At1g78530. The coding region runs from base 153 to 1205 and encodes 350 amino acids. Gene Ontology annotation, biological process: protein phosphorylation. The transcript is spliced from 5 exons. The record is from RefSeq and is a predicted model, not a curated record. Lineage: Eukaryota; Viridiplantae; Streptophyta; Magnoliopsida; Myrtales; Myrtaceae. Gene Ontology annotation, molecular function: protein kinase activity; ATP binding.